Molecule: messenger RNA, 1503 nt
Organism: Cyphomyrmex costatus
Lineage: Eukaryota; Metazoa; Arthropoda; Insecta; Hymenoptera; Formicidae
Product: aldose reductase
Exons: 7
Coding region: 176-1135 (319 amino acids)
Molecular function (GO): oxidoreductase activity
Source: RefSeq, a predicted model, not a curated record
UGACAAAUAAUUUUCUGACAGAGAUAUAUUGGAUGUUUUAUGUAUGUCAGUAUAGUGAACCACGCUGGUAUAAAUACAUACAAGUGGGCUACCAGUAGGUCGCUACAUCGUGUACUGCCAUACAGGACAGUUUAUGUUAUUGCUCGGUUAAGAUAAACGUUUAGUUUAUCAAAUUAUGACAGCGAAAACUAUAGUUUUGAACAACGGUGUAAAGAUUCCCGUACUCGGGCUUGGUACCUGGCAGGCAGGUGAUGAUCCAAAGAUUGUCGAGCAAGCUGUGCACGAUGCUAUUGAUGCUGGAUACCGGCAUUUUGAUUGCGCUUACAUUUAUCAGAAUGAAAAGGAAAUUGGCAAAGCUCUACGUGAGACGAUCGCGAAAGGGAUUGUGAGGAGAGAAGAUCUCUUCAUUACUACUAAGUUGUGGAACACAUUUCAUAAACGAGAAAACGUGGUGCCGGCUUGCCUAAAAUCUGCGGGAAACUUUGGACUCGGCUACGUGGAUCUCUACCUAAUACACUGGCCCAUGUCUUAUGCGGAAAAUGCCGACGGUAUAAUGCCGCUUGACGAAAACGGCGAUCCGAUGUUCGGACACGAGGAUUUCCUUGACACGUGGCGCGGUAUGGAGGAAUGCGUGAAAUUGGGUUUAACGAGGAGUAUUGGCCUCAGUAAUUUCAACGCUGAGCAGAUUGACCGCGUAUUAUCGAUUGCUCAAAUAAAGCCGGUAAUAAAUCAGGUGGAAUGCCAUCCGAAUUUGAACCAGAGAAAAUUGAGAGACUUUUGUGCGAGUCGUGACAUAGCUGUCACAGCUUAUAGCCCGUUUGGUUCGCCUAAUUGGCCUUGGACUAAACCUGGCGAUCCCAAAGUUGUCCUUGAUACACCUGAAAUUGUAAAUAUUGGUGCUAAGUACGGCAAAACUCCCGCACAAGUUAUUCUAAGAUACUUGAUUGACAUUGGUACUAUACCAAUCCCAAAAUCUAGUUCAAAGAAGCGUAUCGAAGAGAAUAUUGACAUCUUUGAUUUUAAGUUAACUCCGGAAGAAAUAGUCACGAUCGACAAAUUCGAUUGUGAUGGACGUAUAGUGCAGCUUAAAAAAUAUGAAACGCACAAGGAUUAUCCUUUCCGUUUGGAAUUUUAAUUGACAGCGUACGACAAACGUUUCGUAAAUGGCUCUUAUUAACCAAUCAGACGAGACCUAUUGGCCAGCAGCUCCUUUUUAAUUGGUUAAAAGACGCAAACGCGAACGCAGACGUAAUCUCCAAUCGCUAGUAUGAUACGGGCAUUAGACACGGUUACACCAAUAUUACUUGAUUUUAAGCGAGACUUCAGACUCUAUCUAUCUUGUAUUAAAGCUGAAAGAGAGGCAGAAACAGAGACAGUUUAAGUUUCGCUUAAAAUCGAAAUUACAAUCGUGGGUGCAAUCGGGCCUUAGACAAUCAAUAUUAUUACACCAAUAUUUUUGAUCACACACACAUCUGGAGACUCCAGUUGUUUUAAAUUGUUUAA